This is a messenger RNA of Panicum virgatum (switchgrass), 2318 nucleotides long. RefSeq lists its product as uncharacterized. Lineage: Eukaryota; Viridiplantae; Streptophyta; Magnoliopsida; Poales; Poaceae. Gene Ontology annotation, molecular function: ADP binding. The record is from RefSeq and is a predicted model, not a curated record. The transcript has 3 exons. The coding region runs from base 97 to 1761 and encodes 554 amino acids.
AGGUGCUCAAAGCCCUCACAUAUUGGGUCACUCUUUUGCUAUUCACCAGUUGUGAAAAUGUACAGGCUCCAUUUGAAAUGGAUGAGUUUUGCAUGAAUGAGUGCAAUCCCACAGGAAUUCUUCAAAGUUCCUAGAUCUGAAUGGUUGCAAAACAUCCAUAGGCUAUACAUAAGUUUUGAUUGGUUUAUGAAAGGAGAACUCAAGAUACAGCAUUCAGAUUUUCAGAUAUUGUUGGAGGAGAGUUUCUUCCUGAGGAGCCAGAGAGAACUCCAAAUGGAAAGUUUCCUUUCUGCAGUCCUGGGUGAGCUGAUGACUCGAUCCGUAAGUUUCAUCAUCAACAAGUGCUCAAACCCACCAGGGCUGGCUGUGGAGGACAGCCUACAAAGGGCUCUCCUCCGGGCGCAGGUCAUCAUUGAGGAGGCUGUGGGACGGCAGAUCACAAAUCAAGCCAUGCUCCAGCAGUUGGGCUUGCUGAGAGAUGCCAUGCAUCGAGGAUACUACAAGCUCGACACCUUCAGGUACCAGCCUCAGUAUGCGGAGGGCGGCAAAGAUCAUCAAACUGUGAGUCACUUUAUGUCCCCGUCCAAGCUAACCUCUGCAAGGGAUCCCUAUUUCUCGAGUCCAAGGGCACAGAACUUGGGACCACUAAGAGAGGCACUUGACAGAUUGACCUCCAUGAUUGUUGAUGUGAAUGAAUUGGUCAUUUUCUUGAUGAGCUACCCUCGUCUGUAUCGCCAACCUUACAGCAUGCAUAUCCUGUUGGGUAACUGCAUGUUUGGCCGCCAGAUGGAAGUAGAACUUGUCAUUAAUUUCCUGUUGCAUGAACAACCCCAUGGUUCUGAAGAAUUUGAGGUCCUGCCAAUUGUCGGUCCAGCCAGAGUGGGGAAGAGCACCCUUGUCACUCAUGGUUGCAAGGAUGAAAGAGUCCGUGAUCGUUUCUCAGAACUCUUUUUUCUGAACGAACAUGAGCUUACAGAUGAAAAUCCAGCUUUAAGAGAGGUAUGUGCAAUGAAAAAUCAGAAUAGCGUGUCAAAAUGCAACAAAGACAAGAGAUUGCUGCUUGUUGUUGAGUUAGCUGGGGAUCUUAAUGAAGAUGCAUGGAAUAGGUUGUAUCAUGCUUCCAGACAGUGUGUUCCCAGUGGUAGUAAAAUCAUAGUCACCAGCCGGUCAGACAAGGUUGUAAAGUUAGGAACAACACGACCUCUAACUCUGAAAUAUCUACCACAUGAAGCAUACUGGUAUUUCUUCAAGACGCUUACAUUUGGAAGCAUGGAUCCGGAGACGCAUCCGAGGCUCAUACAACUGGCCAUGGAGAUAGCCAAAACGCAGAAUGGUUCCUUCGAUGGUGCAUACAUCACCUCUUCUUUGUUGAGGGACAACUUUGACAUUCAAUUUUGGUCGAAGGUUCUGACUUUCUUGAGACAGAUGAUACAGAAGCAUGUCUCCAAAUUUGGCGAUCAUCCAUCUCAUCUUAUGAACCAAAAUAGACCUACACAAAUUGGGAGAAUGGUUGCACCUUGUCAAGAGUUUGUGGUAUACUGUCAGUAUCAAAUCUCUUCACAAGAGGAGGUUCCAAAGACAAGAAUCCAAGAUUUGAUGUAUGGAAGCGUUAUGCUGCCUCAUGGUAAAUUUGAUGUUCUAGUAUGGCGACCAAGUAUACCGCCAUACUAUAGUUAUAUCGCUACUUGUGAGGUUCGAGAGCUAAGAACUACAGCUGCCAAGAGGAAGCGUUCUAGGAAAGAUAAAGUUGCACUUUGUUAGUUUCAUCAUUUUCUGGCAUGUGUAGGAACAUAUUUUUAUGUUAUUUUUUUUGGUAGGGUGUCACAAGUUACAGCACAAACAAAUAUGUAGAAGGAUGUCAGAGGCUACAACCAUUGUCAGAACUUUGCAGAAUUAUGCUGUCACUACAUUUUCAUAUGUAAAAUAUAAAUGUUUAUCUAUAGAACGAUGAUGACAUUGAAGCAUAGAUGUUCAUGGGAUUAAUCAAUUCCUUGCCAUUGGUUUAAUUCCAGAAGUGGCCUCAGUAUGGACUUUGGAAUUGUCUCUUUGACUUUAUCUCUUCAAGUCAUCCCUGCAGGUCUUUUUGUCAACGGAGCCUCAAUGGUCACCUUAUUGAGAUGGAGCAAUUUAUCAACUCCUUGUUCCAUGUCAAGCAGAGCCUCUUGGUUGAUGAAGACUGUGCAUCCUACCAAUCUUUUGCCAAGAAAGCUUUAUGGAGUUAGUUGUACUGAAUUGCUUGUUUCAUAUGAUUACAGCUGCAUAGGUACUCGAAUCUUUCAAGUACAUGUAAUGAAAAAUGGAGCAGUUUGAUUCAGUCC